Molecule: messenger RNA, 557 nt
Organism: Lactuca saligna
Lineage: Eukaryota; Viridiplantae; Streptophyta; Magnoliopsida; Asterales; Asteraceae
Source: the annotation of a GenBank genome assembly
AUGGAAAGACGGCCGACGAACUCUAGGUGGACGAUAUAUCCUCAAGAAAUCAAUUUGCAACUCAGAAAACGAUUUCUUUUUAGGCAUGUAACAAAUGGUGUUGGAGGUCGUCCUAAAUAUAAGGAAGUGAAUAUGGUUCUAUUCCCCAUAAAUGUUGUUGCUACCCAUUGGUUUAUGACAGUGCUACAUUUAGAUACCUGGAAAGUAGAUAUUUAUGACUUAACACGAUUCAUGAAUUUCUUCUCAAAGUACCUUAGUGGUGGAGAAUUCAAAAGUUUUGGAGAUAGUAUUAUCUCAGAGUUAGAUGUCAUUGAGUACUGGAACAAUUUCCGGGUUGGAGACAAAGACAAAGCAACUAUGGAGUUUAUUGAUAUUGUAGACGCGCCACAACAUGAAUAUACUCUUGAUAGAGGGGAUUGUGGAGUAAUUGUAUGCAUGUUUAUGGAAAUGAUUGUUUCGGGGGUACUGGUGAAGAUUGAUAACGUAGAGAUGCGGGAUUUCUCUACAGAAAUAGGAUGACAAAUAUUAUUUGGGAUACUAUAUAAGUUGAUUUUGGG